This is a messenger RNA of Amphibalanus amphitrite, 1566 nucleotides long. Its product is annotated as MAPK regulated corepressor interacting protein 2-like. Lineage: Eukaryota; Metazoa; Arthropoda; Thecostraca; Balanomorpha; Balanidae. The coding region runs from base 198 to 653 and encodes 151 amino acids. The transcript has 6 exons. The record is from RefSeq and is a predicted model, not a curated record.
GUCAGCUGGUUGUUGGCCCAGCGCCAGAACCGGCCGCUCGCUCGCCGCCGGCAGCGAAGAGGCGGUUCGCUCGGUCGGAUCGGCGCAGAACGGAGUCGACUGUUGUGUGGGGAGGGCGCGGUGCGGCCAGCGGGCGAAGUGGACGCGAGGGGUGGCCUUUGCCUUUGAGUGGACAGACAGACACUCGGCGGGGGAGGAUGUACACGGUGUCGAAGGGCCCCAGCAAGAUCGUGGCGAGGACCAGGAGAGGUCUGUCUCAGAAGCUCGACAGCCUGGACGCGCUCCGGGAGCUGACCCGGAAGUCGUCAUCGGACUCAUCUCCGCCAUCAUCCCCUGAGACACGAUCCGUGGCCGAUCUAGAGAUCAGCUCGCCGCGGCCCGUGUUCUCCGAGAGGCGGCGGCAGAACUCGCGGCAUAAACCCCAGCCGACCAUCUCACCGCAGCACGAGGAGGUCGUCCGGUAUCUGGAGCACACCUGGAGUCGAGUUCAGGAGGAACUAGACAGCUCAAAUGGAGAGGACGCGGCGGAGUCCUUUUACUACGACCAGCGGGAGGUGCACCCAGCCCUGCUCGAUUUCGAGCCAUUCGACUUGGAGUCAUGGUGGGGCCGCCGUCUCUACCAGCAGCUGACCGGCUCCUCCACCACCUCCUAGGCGCACUGGUCACGUGAUCCAGCCGCACCGCACACCGCGCUUUCGCCAGACGUGUCACGUGACUGGGACAGCCCGCCACCGCCCGUCCAGACGCUGCUCGUAGCGGAGUUAUGUGAUCCGGACGGUGUCCCUCAGUGAACUGUCACGUAACCUUCUGGUGGCCGCUUGCGCUCAACGUCAGUGACCGGGCGGGACCCGUGGCCCACUGGUCACGUGCCCGCUGCCUUGGAACUGAGCAAUGGUGGCGACAUCUGUACAGUGUACAUCAGCGCCCUCUAUAUGGCGGCCGGGUACAGUCGCCCGUCCGCCCGCCAUAUUGGGGAGAGUAGCAUUCCAAUAGUCGUCAGAGAACGUAGCGAGGGGCGCCGAGCGGCCGACCUGACCCGACCCCGGGUCACCCACGUGACCUGGACGGGACGCUGGGAAACCUCAGGCCCAGCGGGGCCCUCGGUCGCCCACUCUACCGUAGUUUUCACCAUGAAUGGAUGGGAGGGAGCGCGAUAUUCGAAUGUUUGUGAGACGAUUGAAAGCACGAGACUCAUGUUUCUCCCUUUGCGAGUGUAAGAGCAUCACCAAGAUCACGGAGCACGACGAGACGAUAGUGUGCGGGUGUGCCCGCGAGAGGUCACCGAUACUGUGACCCCAGGUCACUGGCUGUGACCCCCGGGUCGGAAUUAGACUGACCCGACCGGGCCGCCCCUAUAUUUUGCUAUAGACAUUGUUAGCUGCCGGUGGCCGCCAGCUGUGUGUUUGUAUGUGUGUCUGUGGGUGUAUGUGGCGGCCGCCGCAGUGCAGAGAGUGAAGGGGCAUUGUGCAAUGACGUCAUGCUCGGCGCCGGUCGGUGUGACGUCACAGGUCACGUGACCGGCGGCCGUGCUAUGGGCGACAAUACAAACAGGAGAACCAGGCAGGA